Schistocerca piceifrons (Central American locust) is the source of this 3867-nucleotide messenger RNA. Its product is annotated as presequence protease, mitochondrial. Gene Ontology annotation, molecular function: metal ion binding. Gene Ontology annotation, cellular component: mitochondrial matrix. The transcript has 6 exons. Gene Ontology annotation, biological process: protein processing. Lineage: Eukaryota; Metazoa; Arthropoda; Insecta; Orthoptera; Acrididae. The coding region runs from base 336 to 2147 and encodes 603 amino acids. The record is from RefSeq and is a predicted model, not a curated record.
UCUUUGCGUAGCAUAUUUAUAAUGCACUUUGAGAUUUGCGGUAAAUAUGUGUUGGUGGGUGUGUGUUGUUCGAUUGCAGUGUUCUUGUUGAUAUUACGUGUUUAACAAUACGAUAGGGACAGUUCAGCUGUAAGCUUACUUGGCAAAUGGCGACUGGAUGGCUUCACUGCCAAAAACAAAUUUUUAGGUUUGAAAAUGAGCAUUCAAUCCUUAAGGUGAAACUGUUGAGUACAUCUUCGAGAAACACUUCUGCUACAGGCUACAGUGUGCUUAGGAAAUAAUUAACUUUCUCACAAAGUCUUCCUGUACACAGUUCACACACAAUAUAGGGAAGAAUGUUACCUGAAAAUUAUGUCACUUUCGAAGCAUACUUUCGGGAGGCACUUGCCUUCCUGAAGGUAUAUGACUGGCUUUAUUCAUGUCCAGUAACAGAAAUUUUGAUUAAUGAUAUUCUGAACAAAAUACCCUCUGCAUGGUGUGAAGCACUUUUAACUCUUUCAAAUGAAGAAUUAAAUCAGCUCCCUACAGGUUAUAUUAAGGAUGACUGGCCAGAUUCACUAAAAUAUUUCUGCAAAAUGUGCCAAAAACUGAAGUCGGUGGUUAAAACAUACAUUUUAAAGGAAGAGUUAUAUUGCAUUCCUUCUAUUAUAUGCCAUCGUUUAUCUGAGAAAAAGCUCCAUGAAAUAUGUCAUUUGGCUCAAGUUAUUCAUGACGAGUGUCAAUCAGGUGGCAUUAGAAGAAUCGUUGAUUUUGGAUCUGGAAUGGGAUAUGUUGGCCAGUUACUUCAUGCAAAAUAUGGAUACACUGUGCUGGGUUUAGAAGCUAGGCCUGAACUGGUUGAGGCAGCUGCCAAACGUCAAACAAAAAUUUGCUCAGCUGCACAAGUAGUUUACACCACAGUUGAAAUAAAUUCAGAUACUGAAGGGAACAUUGCACAAAUAAUUGAAGAUAAGAUGCCCCCUGAUUGUUUGCACAAGUGUCAUUCUGACUGGCCUGGGGGUAAUAUCAUAUAUAAUCUGAAAUCUGCCAAGAAAAACAAACAUUCUAGUGAAAACAGCAAAAUGGGAAUUAUUUCUAAAGGACAGAGUGGAAGUAAAGGAUUAAUUAAAAUCACAGAAUCGAGAACAACUGAUCAUUGUUGUGAAACGAACCGUGGUCCCUCAAAGGAUAAGACCAAAUAUGACAACAUGGGACACAUCAAUGUAAAUACCGCAAAUGAUGGAAAAGUUUAUUCACAAGAAACUGAAAGUAAUGUGACCUCACUAUGUGCUGAUAACCCAGCAAAGGUAUCCAAUAAACCAGAUAGUGGAAGAACUAUAAAAAGAGAGGCUCAGGACUCUGUCUGUUUGAUUGGGCUUCAUGCAUGUGCUGACCUCAGUGCAAAUGCAGCAAAGAUAUUUGCAAUGGUCCCUACAAUCAGACGUUUGAUAAUUGUUCCAUGUUGUUAUCAUAAGAUGUCAGCAACAACCUCUUCACAAAGAGAAGAUAUAUAUCACCGACCAAACUUGGCUCUGACCGACAACUUCAAAAGACCUAGUGUACAAAGUACAAAGCAAGAGAAAAUUAAUUUUUUUCCAAUGAGCAGUACUUUAAAACAGUGCAUUCAAGAAUUUCCUUCCAAAUUUCAUGUUGUCUUGCAGAAACCUUUCUUGAGACUUGCAGCUCAAGAGACAGGGAUUAGAUGGAAGUCCGCUUCAAAAGAAGUUCACGAAAUCCAUGCCUUAAAUCUAAUGGCUCGAGCAGUAUUAUACCUAUGUGCUUAUGAAGGUGGGUAUAAUGUUCUAAAGAAGCAUCGACAUGGAGUUAGAAAAACUGGAAACUCCAAUUUUGGGGCAGUGCUGGAUGAUAUGGUAUCACGCUACACAUUUACUACUGCCAGUUCAGGAAUGGAGGUAGCAAAUGAGGAAGUUCGACAGAAAAUAUUAGUACUAUGGGACCGACACAAGAAUUUAUGCAGUUUAGCUGAAGUAUUCACUGCACUGCAGCUUACAAUUCAGGGUACUGCUGAGAGUUUUGUUUUGUUGGAUAAAAUUGCUUACCUGAAGGAGACAACGAGCUACCAUGUGUCGUGUGAUCUGACAAAAGUGAUGAAUGAACAAAUCUCACCUAGAUGCCAUACUAUAAUAGCAAGGAAAGAGAGUCUUUAGUAACAUAUGUCAGUUUAAUGCCACAGUAUGAUACGGGAAGAUAAUGGAAAGCAAAUUGUGGUUACAGGGACUAUUGAGAGUGAAAUAGGUACAGAACAAUUGAAGAGUGUUUCUCCAAAAGUCGUUAAAUGCUCAAUUGUUCAAAAUUUAGAUUUUUGUAAUUGCAAAUCAAGCGUGUUGCUAUGCAUGACUGGUCGAAACAAUUUUGUCAAAAGACAAUAUUUGCUCUGCUCUCGGACAGUUGAAGCAAAAUCCGGUAAACGUAAACUGGGCUUUGCUUCUAAGAGACUUGAAGGGAGUAUAAGAAUGUAGGACAUCAUUGCCGAUGAUAAUAAGAGAGGCUUUUCUGCAUGGAGAAAAAAGAAUGUGACUUGUAGGCAAGCUCUUGCCACCACAACCCACAACAGAAUGAAAUUAGUGGUUUUCACAACAACAUUAACUCCUGAUUUUUGCUCUAUUUGAGCCAGCUUUGUCAGGGAGAAGGAACUUCAAGAAAGAAGCAAAAAGGAAGAACACUAUUUUGAAGAAGUACACCACAAUGGAAAAAGAUGGCCACACAAAAGGAAGAACACUAUUUUGAAGAAGUACACCACAAUGGAAAAAGAUGGCCAGACAGUAUUUGUAUAUGCUGCAACAUUUCACUAUGCAGUAAUGAAGGAGGAAAAUUGAAAUGUAGUUAAUGUUGUAUUGGUGUACAACAGGAGCAGCCAAUAACAAAGCUCUCCAUAGGUGAUGUACUCUAUUCUACACAGGUUUAGCUGCACAGUUUGUGUGUAUCAUGAUUCAUUACCGAGCACAACCAAAUGAAAAGACUGCUUUUUAUACUUGGCUUGAAACAAGACCGAAAGGAUGCAAACAAGUUGCCUCUGCUGUAUUGCAUUUUCUCAGAAAUUUUGAGGCAUUCCAGCCAGAAAAUGGUCCAAAUAAAAUUCAUUUAUUUUCUCACUCUUGUACCAGUUAGAAUAAAAAUACAGUAAUGAUGUGCUCACUAAUGGCCUUCAUGGAUGAAAGCAGACAAUUUAAUAAGAUGGUACAUUAUUUCCUAACUCAUGGUCGUGACUAUAAUCCUGACCAAGUGUUUGGUAGGAUGAAUAAAGACUACCAGAAAAAGAAAGAUAUUCUUUCACCAACUGAAUACUAUAAAGUUCUGGAACAACAUGGCAGUGUCAAGAUACUAAAUAAAUACUGGGAAUCAAAGGAUUUUGAGCACAGUGCACUAAAAGCCCUACAAUCUAAGAUGCCUUUCAAAAUAACUGCUGAGCAAGUUGUGGCUUAUGAAAAGUCGAAGAAGAACAUAUUGUUGUCAGUAUUGGACAUUUAUAAUGGAAAAUCUGUAGAGGUUUAGGCACAGAAAUCCAGAAACCUUAGCCAAGAAAUGAGGAAAGUAAAAAAGAAGUAGUAUGUCUUAAAUUUAUAAGGCAUUUUAAUAUAACUGAAGGAGCAGAAGUGUUUUAUAAGGACACUGUUGAAAGUGGUGGAUGGAUUUCCAUUUUAGUACUGUUGUCGCCAGUAUUUUUUGUUGCAUUUCAACAGUGUUUGUUGCUAUUUUGGACUUCUGCUUACCAAACAUUUAUGAAAAAGUGUGAUAAAAUCUUAUAAUGAAGUACGUUUUGUGUUUCUAUGCUAAAUGAACUAUAAAAUAGCUUUCUUUGUAAUUAAUGUUAAAGAUAAAAAUGAAAUAGAAAAAAAUGAAUUUAAAUGUGUAUAUUAAUGAAACUUU